AUAAAGCCAUCCCAUCUCCCACACACACUCACAGGUGAACAGCUGCAGCAGCGAUGGAUCCAAACCCCAAGAACUUCCCUAUCCUCUCCUACGUCAUGGCCAAGCUCCCCGCCGUCAAACGCUCCUUCUCUGGCGUUCCCGCUGAUUUCGACGUCGAGAACCCGGCUGACCCGGAGCCCAAGCCCCAGGAGCCUCACUUCGAGCUCACCGAGAGAAUGCCGCACCUCAAGAACCCCAAACUCAUCUCCGCCAUGCGCCGUGCUGUGAACGAUGUUGCGCAGACCCGAUCCGCCCUGGUAACCCUCGGCACCCGACCCGAUCACGAGGCUGUCGACGCGGCCCGGUUCAGACUUUCUGAACUUAAGGCUCAAUCUUUCGGAGAUGUGGAACAACAGAAUGAGGAUUAUAAGAUUUAUGAGGCGGUGAUUACGCUGGAUGAGAUGCACGAGGCGUAUGAGAGGAUGUUGAGUGAGGCGGAGAGGAGGUUGGAGAGGAUUUACGAGGCGGCGGUGGCCGGGGAUGAGUUGAUUGAGGAGGAUGGGGGAAAUGAGGGGAGGGUUUUGGAGGAGGAGGAGGAAAUGGAUGAGAAAGUAGUGGAGAUUUUGAAGGAGGCGGAAUCGGGGAAGGCGCUUGAGAGGGUGGAUUUGUCAAACAGAAAGUUGAGGGAUUUUCCGGAGGCCUUUGGGAAGUUGAAGUCGUUGGUUGUGCUGAAUUUGUCCAAUAAUCUGCUUGAGGCAAUUCCUGACUCGGUUGCUGGAUUAGAGAAUCUUGAGGAGCUCAAUAUUUCAGCUAAUCUUUUAGAGUCAUUGCCUGAUUCCAUUGGCCUGUUGUUUAAGUUGAAGAUCUUAGAUGUUUCUGGAAACAAGCUUACCGCCCUGCCUGACAGUAUUUCUCAUUGCAGGUUGUUGGUGGAGCUGAAUGCAAGUUUCAACAAACUCACUUACCUACCAACAAAUAUAGGUUUUGAACUGGUGAAUCUUGAAAGGCUCAUAAUCUACCUGAACAAGAUUCGCUCUCUUCCUACAUCUAUUGGUGAGAUGAAAUCUUUGCGCCUCUUGGACGUGCAUUUCAAUGAGCUCCAUGGUCUUCCACAUUCAAUUGGAAAGUUGACCAAUCUUGAGACCCUUAAUCUUAGCAGCAACUUCAGUGACCUGACUGAGCUUCCCGAUACAAUUGCUGAUCUGACCAGCCUGAAAGAACUUGAUCUGAGCAACAACCAGAUUCAUGCAUUGCCUGACACCUUCGGUCGCUUAGUGAACUUAACUACACUGAAUGUGGACCAGAACCCUCUUGCAAUACCUCCGAAGGAGGUUGUGGCUGAAGGAGUUGAAGCAAUCAAGGAUUAUAUGGCCAAAAGAUGGGCUGAGACACAAGCUAGUUUAUUAACUCGAAGCACCUCCUGGUUGAGUACCUUUGUAUCUAAUGUUACUGGUACCGUUUCAGGAUACUUGGGAGGCAUGGGAAAAUCAAAUGCUGACCCUUACCUGGAUCAGCAGCUAUAACUUCAUCUUCUAGUUAUUUCCCUUUUUCCUUUAACCACAUAAACAUCUGAAGAGGAAGGAUCAACUACUAUCUGUUGUCCCAUUGUUGUAUGUGAAAAGUUGAAACUUGACAUGAUUCUAAAUUUAAGAAAAUAUUCUCUCAAUGAUUGAAUAUUACUUUUCAACAAGUUGAAUCUUAGACUUGUGUACAAUGUCGAGAACACUUAUUUCUCUGUAAUUUUGUUUAAAAGAAUUUACUUGAUUAGAGUUCA
Sesamum indicum (sesame) is the source of this 1753-nucleotide messenger RNA. RefSeq names its product plant intracellular Ras-group-related LRR protein 3. Gene Ontology annotation, molecular function: protein binding. Lineage: Eukaryota; Viridiplantae; Streptophyta; Magnoliopsida; Lamiales; Pedaliaceae. The record is from RefSeq and is a predicted model, not a curated record. Gene Ontology annotation, cellular component: cytoplasm.